Silurus meridionalis is the source of this 4879-nucleotide messenger RNA. It is a transcript of the gene ark2cb, whose product is annotated as ring finger protein 165b. The record is from RefSeq and is a predicted model, not a curated record. The transcript is spliced from 8 exons. Bases 211 to 1269 code for a protein of 352 amino acids. NCBI's taxonomy places the organism in Eukaryota, Metazoa, Chordata, Actinopteri, Siluriformes, Siluridae. Gene Ontology annotation, molecular function: ubiquitin protein ligase activity; zinc ion binding.
AGCCGCGCCAUCUGGUGGUGACUUACAGCCUCAACCAGUUCAUGUCCAGCUUUGUGUAGAUCAUACAGCAGCAGUCCGCUGCUCUCCGUCUUUGUCCUCAAGGCAACUGCGCGCGCUGCCUUGAAUGUAAACCCAAGCUAGUUUUUAUUUCUAAACGAGUAUUUUGAGCCAUCUAUUUAAAGACUGUUAAACGAUCAGAAGAAUUCAAAGAUGGUUUUAGUACAUGUUGGAUACCUGGUUCUACCCGUUUUCGGCUCAGUAAGAAAUAGAGGAUCUCAGUUUAACAGGCAUCAGCAUAGCCAUGCUACCUCUUGCCGGCAUUUCCAAGUAGGGCCUCAGGCCCAGAUCCCUGUUGACUUCCCAAUGCCCCAUCCAGGACAAUCACAGGCGGGCAUGAACCCACACCUUGGCCCAACGCACCAGCCAGCUGCCCCGUUGCAUCCUCCCCUUGGCCACAUACCAGCACCACAGUUCCAGGAUAUCCAAGGCCCCCCCUUCCUACCUCAGGCUUUACACCAGCAAUACCUCAUCCAGCAGCAGAUCCUGGAGGCACAGCACAGGAGGUUCCUUGCGCAGCCCAGCAGGCAUGCCCAAGAAAGAACAGCACACCAUCCCCAGGCGAUCCGUGCCCCCUAUGAAUACACCCCCUCCAUACAUGUUCCUCCCCCUCCACCUGUACAGCAGCAGCCACGCUAUCUUGCUGAAGGAACAGACUGGGACUUGAGUGUGGACCCUGGUCUACCUCAUUCACACUACCAUGUCCCUCAGCUCCCACAGCACUAUCAGCACUACCUGGCCUCUCCAAGGCUGCACCACUUUCCCAGAAAUGCAUCCUCAGCUCAAGUGGUUGUCCAUGAGAUCAGAAAUUAUCCCUAUCCACAGUUACAUCUAUUGACACUGCAGGGCCUCAAUCCCUCCCGCCAUGCCACUGCUGUGAGGGAAAGCUAUGAGGAACUCUUGCAGCUGGAAGACAGACUUGGCAAUGUGAAUCGAGGGGCUGUGCAGACCACCAUUGAAAGGUUUACAUUUCCUCAUAAAUACAAAAAGAGAAGACCACUGGAGCUGAAAAUAGGGAUGGAUGAGGAUGAGCUGGACACAGAUGAAAAAUGUACAAUCUGCCUGUCGAUGCUUGAGGAUGGAGAGGAUGUGAGGAGAUUACCCUGCAUGCACCUCUUCCAUCAGGCUUGUGUUGACCAGUGGCUUUCAACCAAUAAGAAGUGUCCAAUUUGCAGGGUGGACAUUGAGACCCAGCUGACUCCGGACAGCUGAUAUCUCCUGUAGCGUUGGUGAAAGGUCUGCCAUUUUUCCCUGUCCCUUUUCGGGUACUUUGCCAAAUGUCUGUCUCUUCAUCACCUCUCACCUUUGACCUUGCCUUCUGAGCCAACUCGAAACGUGAAACUUUAAUCCAUGUCGGAUUAAAGGUGAAUAGCAAAGUGAGCGAAAUGAAAAAGAGUCCGAGGAUUCAUGGAGAAGAAUGUUCAGAUCUGCGCGAGUGUCCAGGGCAGGUUUCAGUGUGACUUUUUGCAGAGUCUGUCAUUAGGAUGGUUCCUAACGAAGUCCCCUGCAUGGACAUUCAGUGUGUUUAGGACAGUAAGUGCAUCCCCUGGAUGAUCUCAACUGCAGAUAACAUAAAGCUUUUCCUCUGUCACAAUGUUUCAUAAUGCAUUAUAACAAAACUUUAUGAAGCUUUCAAAUUUCCAAUUGCUAGUAGUAGUCAGUCAUGUAUUUCAGGUGUUCUGCAUUCUUCUACAGUGCAGUUAAUCAAGUAAAAAAAAAAAAAAAUCAAUAUUCAAAAUGAGUACUAUGUGGGAACAAUAUGUGAAUGAAGAUAGUAAAGUAGUAUGAAAUGUAAUUAGUAGAUAAAAAAAAAGGUGGAUUUCAAACAAAAUCUUAAUCCUAAUAAGGAAUGUGUAAAGGAAAACUUUAUUCUCACAAGUCGAGUUAUCCAGCGGUAUGAAAUGACACUAACAAUUAUUAACUGUAAUUAUCAGAAGUGAUAUAUAAUAUACUUUCUGUAACCAUGGUGACAGCAAGACCAGGCUUGAUUUAAGCUGUGACAGUAUGUAUUUGUGCUUGUGAACUCUCCAUGCUUAGAAAAGUAUCCUCAAAAUGCAUGUUCUGUGAGAGGCUGAGGCUUGUUUUCAGGAACAUAAACGGAAAGAUGGGCAAUUUGUGCAUGACAGAUAUCUUACUAAUUCUGAAGACACUGUGUUCUCAACAUGUCACUGAAGAAACCAGGAGUGAGAUGUAUACCUUAAUGCCUGUAGGACAAGCACACAUUCUAAUAACAACAGCCUACUUCUCAGUGUUUCCAUUAGCAAUGUACGUGUGUGGUAUCGCUUGAAAGUACAGCAUAUGUAGAGUAUGAAGCUAACUAAGAAAGCAGUCAUAUUGUGCAUGAAAACUGUUGCUGCCAUUUCUGGGGGAGAUGAAAAGGGAGAAAAGCCAUUGUUUUAUAGAAACCAAACAUAACUUUUCUAAACUGUAUUUUGAGUUUAUUUCAUUCUUUCCAUUCUGUUCUUCAUGUUUUUUUUCCCCUAAUAUUGAGGAUUAUGCCAACCUAUUUGUGGGGCUGUUUCAGCUUCUCACCAUUUUAAAUAAGUAGCUGCAAUGCUGGAAUAAUAUUUAUUGUUGUCUUAAUGUAGCUAGCUGUUAUUUUUGUAAAUGCACUAUAUUAUGAGGUUGCCUGACUUCGAUGUGAUUGUGAAUGUUUCUCUUGUCCCUGCUUAUGCAUUUGCACUCAGUGACCUGUCUCUUUGAACAUGUACACUGCGGUUGCUCCUGACAGUAUACUCCAUCCAAAAAAAAAAAAAAAAUAGUAGCGUGGCUUAACUUCAGUCAUUAUUUCCACUUGUAUUACUUAAAUUAUUUGAACCCUUGCUUAAAUGUAUGUGACAUCAUGGCUUAGUAGCAUUUCUGACACUAAUUUGACAAAAAAAAGAAAAGAAAUUGCAUUGCAGUGCAGUGAUGCAUUGAUUAAUUACAACUUGCUUGUUUUUUUUCGCGUUUCCCUGGAUUAGAGGCAAUUCUAAACCAUUGUGGUAAAUUGUAUUUGAAAAACAAAGAAGUUUCUAUUUCUGUUUCACUAUAAAUUGGCUUUAUUAUUAUCACAAUUGUCUCAGUGAGAGUUUUGUGUAGCUCACCCUUGCUGGCCUUUUUGUGUGUGAGCAGUGUUAAUGUCUGUUGAGCUUCCUUCUGUUACUUCAAUGAAAACUUUUCUUCAGAAGGUACAGAGCAGUCUUUUUUCUCAUUUCCUGUGUGCAGCAUUCAAUAGUUUACACAGGAUUUUGUGCAGUAAAAAUGCCUUAAGUAUUUAACAAUCAUAAUUUAUUACUAACUUAGCUCUAUGGGUGCAUAUUUAAGUUUUGAUUUAGUUUAGCGAUUGAAUCAGUUUAUUUAUUUACAUAGGCAUAAUGUGUAUAAAUACCUCAUCGUGCAUAUUUUAAUGGGAGUGCUUUGCAUGCAUUUGUUAUUUAAAGGAGAAAAAGAGAAACUCAAGUUUAAAAAAAUUCAAAGGGGUCUGCUGAAAUGUGUCAGUGUGUGGUGCUGUGGAUUUGGUUACAUUCCAUUAAUGCGAUUUCAAAGAAUUAUUUAGCUGUGAUCUAGUAGACAAACUGCUAUAGACUGGAAAUGUUUUGCAUGUAUCUCCUAUUUUGCACUCUCGGCUUGGCUACCCUCUCACUGGCAUUUGGAAAAUGUGCACCAUACUCUUUUUUUUGUUUGUUUGUUUGUUUGUUUUUGUUUUAAUUCUUCUAACUUGGUUAGUAUCUAACAUUUUUUAAGUAUUACAACACAGCUUAGUGCAGAGUGAGAUGUACUGUGAUUAGCCUCUUGUCCAAAAUGCUUUACAUUAGCUUGAUUUCUAUUAAAUAGAGAUCAGUCUUUUUUAAAACGUUCUGUUUGCAUACUCACCCCUACUCCCCCAAUUCGUACUCAUUUUUUAUACUAAUAACAGGGUCUGAAGCUAAAUGUCUGUCUCAAGAUAUAUAUCACUAAAUGUAAUGUGGCCAUUAUUUAUUCUUUUGAUGUUUUUAGAUGACGUGACGAACAAAAUUGUCAAAUAUAAAAAAUAAAAUACAAAUAAAAACCUCCCAUGAAAUAUAUUUAGCUCUCAGCUUGACCAGGCACUGAUUUUUUUAAAGGUGCAAAUUUUAAACAACAUGGCAUGGUACAUUAAUUUAGAGUAGAUUUAGCUAAUAAGGGCAGAAGUCCCUUCUCAUUGUGUCAAAUAAUUGACCCAUCCCAAAGGAAAAUAAUUUUCUUGUUUGAACUGACAAACAUAUUGGAACUCCCUAUUUAUUUGCAGACGCCUGAUAUGAUCUAAGACAUGCCUUGUCAUAUGAUUUGUCCCACCAGCCUUAAGGUCUUUUUCCUUGCUCCACCACACUAGAAGAUUUUGGACAUACAGCAAUAGUAUUAUGUUUUGCAAACAGAAUGAACAGUAGAUCCUAAAGCACAAGCUCUAUAAUGCAUGUCUUUCUCAGGUUUUAAUAUACGUAUGAGAAUGGAUAGAUAUGUUAAAAUAUUUUACCAUAAAUCUUUCUGAUGUUUUUUCUGCUGCUGAUGUUAAAAAAAAAAUAUUGAAUAACCUGCCAGUGAAAGGGAAGUGGCUAUCUUUGUAUAAGACACUGCUGUUGCUGUUACUGCGCAAUGUUUUCUGACAUUAAUAUUUUAUAGUUGAGUAGAAAAAAAAUAUGUAUUGACAAUAUUUAAGCAAUAGCUCGAUGAUCAUCAUGUACGAUAACUAGAUUAAGUGUAUAUUGCGUAAAAAAAAAAAUUAGAUUCACUUUUGGUGGAUUUUGUACUGUAUUUAUUACUAAUGAUGCAAAAAGUUGCAUAGCUUAACCCAAACUGUUCUUUCUUUUUUAAUUUCUUGUCU